This is a messenger RNA of Dipodomys spectabilis (banner-tailed kangaroo rat), 3513 nucleotides long. RefSeq names its product centrosomal protein 131 (gene Cep131). Gene Ontology annotation, biological process: regulation of centrosome duplication; intraciliary transport involved in cilium assembly; cilium assembly. Gene Ontology annotation, cellular component: centriolar satellite. NCBI's taxonomy places the organism in Eukaryota, Metazoa, Chordata, Mammalia, Rodentia, Heteromyidae. The transcript has 26 exons. The coding region runs from base 77 to 3337 and encodes 1086 amino acids. The record is from RefSeq and is a predicted model, not a curated record.
GUUCUGCGCCGCUCGCUGGAGGCUGCGUCCGCGGGCGGCGCGCCCCGGGCCUGGCCCGCGCAGGACUUCGUUCACCAUGAAAGGCUCGAGGACUGUCAGCAGGACCCCUGACAGCAACUCGGCCUGUGUGGAGCUUAGUCUGACCGGCCUCCCUCCCCCCAUGUCCCAGCGCCCCGGCAGUGCCUCCACCGCCAAGCCCAUCGUCCGGUCUAUCUCCGUGGCCACGGGCAGCGAGCCCAGGAGGAGGGCGCUGGAGGCCUCCGGGCCUGGAGCUUCUCGGGCCAUCAACAAUCUUCGCAGAUCCAACAGCACCACGCAGGUCAAUCAGCCACGGACCGGCUCUCCCAGGUCAGCAGAGCCCACCGACUUCCUGGCACUCUUUGAGGGCAGCACCGGUGAGAGGAGGGUGGGCAGCAAGGCGUGUGGCGAGCAGGGGGCCACAUGGAAUGUCCUGGAUGACCAGCCCAGGAGCCUCACCUUGCCAGCCAGCGGCCCAGGUUCUAGGUCCCCGGCAGGCCCACGGAGGAAAGAAAGCAUCCUGGCACCCAACUUCACUGCCAACAACAGAAGCAACAAGGGGACCGUAGGCAACUGCGUGACCACCAUGGUGCACAACCGCUACGCCCCCUCGGAGAGGCCGCCCCCCCCCAAGAGCUCCAACCAGACAGCCCCCUCCCUCAACAACAUCAUCAAAGCAGCGGCCAGUGAGGCCGGUGAGGGCGGCAGCUUCUCAGAGCCCCGGAAGAAUAACUCGGGUGGCGUCCAUGAGGCCCGCAGCGCCACCGGGCUGCUCAGGCGGAAGGAGGUGACGGAGGAGGAAGCCGAGAGGUUUAUCCUCCAGGUAAACCAGGCCGCGGUCACCAUCCAGCGCUGGUACCGCCACCAGGUGCAGCGGCGCCAAGCAGGAGCAACAAGCCUUGAGCACCUGCUGGCAUCUAAACGAGAGCUUUCUUGGCAGGAGCAGCGGCAGCAGCCAGGCAACAGGAGCUUCCUAGACCUGCACCGGCAGAAGGAGGUGGCAAGGAAGAAGGCGCGGGAGGAGAAGGCGCGCCAGGCAAGGCGCGCAGCCAUUCAGGAACUGCAGCAGAAGCGAGCCCAAAAGUCAGGAGAAGCUGAGUGUGGAGGGCCCAAGGACCACCGGGAGGCCCGGGUGCUGGGGCAGCCGUGGCCCACACAGGAGCCACCCCCCAUGCCAGGCAGCACGGGCCAGGUCCUCAAGGCCAACAACGCUGGUAUCAGUGCAUGCCCAGCAGCCCCCAGAGACCCCUCCCCGCCCGCCUCCCCCCCUGACUCGUCUCCAGAGCCCCGGCUGUCUCCGGAGGACAAGCCACAGGCCUGGGCGUCACCAGUGUCCCAUCCCGCCCAGGACACGUUAGCCCCAGAGGAUGUCCACUCCCCAGACAUGCUCCGUGAGGGCGCAGGGCCUGUGGGCCCCUCCAGGAGCAGGGCCAAGCCCAGGGCCACGUUGGAUGAGCUGCUGGACACACUGAGGCUGCUGGAGGAGGAGCCUGAGCCGCUGCCCCGCCCCAAGCCCUACCACAAGGACAAAUACUCCUGGAUUGACGAGGAGGAGGAUGCCAGCUCCCUGACUGCUGACAACCUGGAGAAAUUUGGGAAACUCAGUGCGCCCCCUGCCCCCAUGGAGGAUGGGGUACUGCUCUCCGAGGCCAAGCUGCAGAGCAUCAUGAGUUUCCUGGAGGAGAUGGAGGCGUCCACACAGGACCGGCCAGCUCCCCAGCGGGAGGGCCGGACACAGGAGGCGGGGCGGGGCCGCUCGGAGCUAGCCUCAGAGGGGAGCGUCUCCAUCAUGCGGCUGAAGCUGGAGGUGGAGGAGAAGAAGCAGGCCCUGCUGCUGCUGCAGAGAGCGCUGGCCCAGCAGCGGGACCUCACCCUCCGGAGGGUCAAGGAGACCGAGAAGGAGCUGAGCCGGCAGCUGCGGCAGCAGAAGGAGCACUACGAGGCCACCAUCCAGCGACACCUGUCCUUCAUCGACCAGCUGAUUGAAGACAAGAAGGUCCUGAGCGAGAAGUGCGAGGCGGUGGUGGCGGAGCUGAGGCAGGGCGACCAGCGGUGCCGGGAGCGCGUGGCGCAGAUGCAGGAGCAGCACGAGCUGGAGAUUAAGAAGCUCAAAGAACUCAUGAGCGCCACAGAGAAGGUGCGCAGGGAGAAGUGGAUCAAUGAAAAAACAAAAAAGAUCAAGGAGAUCACCGUGCGAGGCCUGGAACCCGAGAUCCAGAAGCUGAUUGCCAAGCACAAGCAGGAGGUGAGGAAGCUCAGGGACCUGCACGAGGCCGAGCUGCUGCGGCGCGAGGAGCAGGCCGCCCAGCGCCACCUGCGCCAGGCGGAGGAGCUGCGGGAGCACUUGGAGCAGGAGAAGGAGGCGCUGGGUCAGCAGGAGCGGGCCCGCGCCCAGCAGCGGUUUGAGCAGCACCUGGAGCAGGAGCAGCGAGCCCUGGAGCAGCAGCGGCGCCGGCUGUACAGCGAGGUGGCCGAGGAGCGGGAGCGGCUGGGCCAGCAGGCAGCCAGGCAGCGGACAGAGGUGGAGGAGCUGCGGCAGCAGCUGGAGGAGAGAAGCGCGGCACUGACCAGAGCUCUGCGGGCUGAGUUUGAGAAGGGCCAGCAGGAGCAGGAGCAGCAGCACCAGAUGGAGCUGAAGGCCCUGAAGGACCAACUGGAGGUAGAGAGACAAGCGUGGGUGGCCAGCUGCGCCAAGAAGGAGGAAGCUUGGCAGCUGAACCGGGAACGAGAGCUAAAGGAGGAGCUCCGGAAGGGCCGAGACCAGGAGAUCGAGCUGGUCAUCCAUCGGCUAGAGGCCGACAUGACACUGGCCAAGGAGGAGAGCGAGAGGGCAGCGGAGAGCCGGGUCAAGCGUGUGCGGGACAAGUAUGAGACAGAGCUCUCAGAGCUGGAGAAGUCAGAGCGGAAGCUUCAGGAACGGUGCUCGGAGCUGAAAGGGCGGCUGGUAGAGGCUGAGGGGGAGAAGGAGCGGCUGCAGGCCCUGGUGCGGAAGAAGGAGAAGGAGCUGGAGGAAGCACAGGCCGUGAACGCUCAGCUCUCAGGUGAGCGCAACAACCUCACCCAGGUGGUCCGCCAGGAGUUUGCUGACCGGCUGGCGGCCUCGGAGGAGGAGAAGCGGCAGGUCAGGGCAGAGCUGGCUGAGCUGCGAGCCCGUCAGCAGCUGGAGCUGGACGAGGUGCACCGGAGGGUGAAGGCCGCCCUGGCCAAGAAGGAGGAGGCGGUGAACAGUCUCCGGAGACAGCACGAGGCUGCAGUGAAGAGGGCCGACCACCUGGAGGAGCUGCUGGAGCGGCACCGGCGGCCGCUGAACGCCAGGUGACGCUGUGGCACAGACACCGGGCGGAAGUGGACGCCUGCCCGGGAUGGGUGUCCGGGCCAUCUCCCACCACGGCGGGGCUGGGGCUUCCCUCCUGCUCAGGACGCCGCUGUCUGCAUGCCCGCAGCUGUGCUUCGGUUCGGUUUCGUUUUUAAUAAGUAAAAUGUCAUUGUUUCUUA